Piliocolobus tephrosceles (Ugandan red Colobus) is the source of this 1708-nucleotide messenger RNA. RefSeq names its product corticotropin releasing hormone binding protein (gene CRHBP). Gene Ontology annotation, molecular function: corticotropin-releasing hormone binding. The coding region runs from base 158 to 1126 and encodes 322 amino acids. Gene Ontology annotation, biological process: hormone-mediated signaling pathway; negative regulation of corticotropin secretion; negative regulation of corticotropin-releasing hormone receptor activity. The record is from RefSeq and is a predicted model, not a curated record. The transcript has 7 exons. NCBI's taxonomy places the organism in Eukaryota, Metazoa, Chordata, Mammalia, Primates, Cercopithecidae.
AGUUAAGGGGCAGAGAGCCUCCGCUCCCCACUGCUCUAUAAAAGAGACCCAGCAAAGGGACCCUACCAGCUUCUAGCUCUCAGUCUGCGCGAGGGUGUGGGAAGGAAAGCCCAGGACCUCCGGAGCAGAGCACAGCAGCUGCAGAGGCAAGGCCAGCAUGUCGCCCAACUUCAAACUUCAGUGUCACUUCAUUCUCAUCUUCCUGACGGCUCUAAGAGGGGAAAGCCGGUACCUAGAGCUGCGGGAAGCGGCGGACUACGAUCCUUUCCUGCUCUUCAGCGCCAACCUGAAGCGGGAGCUGGCUGGGGAGCAGCCGUACCGCCGCGCUCUGCGGUGCCUGGACAUGCUGAGCCUCCAGGGCCAAUUCACCUUCACCGCCGACCGGCCGCAGCUGCACUGCGCCGCCUUCUUCAUCGGCGAGCCCGAGGAGUUCAUCACCAUCCACUACGACCAGGUCUCCAUCGACUGUCAGGGCGGCGACUUCCUGAAGGUAUUUGAUGGUUGGAUUCUCAAGGGGGAGAAGUUCCCCAGUUCCCAGGAUCAUCCUCUCCCCACAGCUGAGCGGUACAUAGAUUUCUGUGAGACUGGUCUUAGCAGGAGGAGCAUCAGAUCUUCCCAGAAUGUGGCCAUGAUCUUCUUCCGAGUCCGUGAACCAGGAAAUGGAUUCACAUUAACCAUAAAGACAGACCCCAACCUCUUUCCCUGCAAUGUCAUUUCUCAGACUCCAAAUGGAAAGUUCACCCUGAUAGUUCCACACCAGCAUCGAAACUGCAGCUUCUCCAUAAUUUAUCCUGUGGUGAUCAAAAUAUCUGAUCUCACCCUGGGACACGUAAAUGGUCUUCAGUUAAAGAAAUCCUCAGCAGGUUGUGAGGGAAUAGGAGACUUUGUGGAGCUGCUGGGAGGAACUGGAUUGGACCCUUCCAAGAUGAUACCUUUAGCUGAUCUCUGCUACCCCUUUCAUGGCCCGGCCCAAAUGAAAGUUGGCUGUGACAACACUGUGGUGCGCAUGGUCUCCAGUGGAAAACACAUAAAUCGUGUGACUUUUGAGUAUCGUCAGCUGGAACCAUAUGAGCUGGAAAACCCAAAUGGAAACAGUAUUGGGGAAUUCUGUUUGUCUGGUCUUUGAAUAACCAACCCAAUGAUUUACAUGCUGAUAGCUAAGUGAGUUUUUAAUGGCCAUUGUGUAUGAUUUUGAUGCACAACUAGUUAAAAGCCUUUCAUACCAGUCUGUAUUCCCAGCCUUGAGUGUGUGCACAUGCGCACACACACACACAUAUGCAUUAAUUUUUGUACUUUGCUUCUUUUAUGUUUGUAAUCUGUAAAUGAACACAUGGCAGAAAAUAAGCACCUGAUUAGUAGGAUCAUUGUUCUAAAUGGAAAUGUUUGUAAUUCUUUGAUGUGCUACGAACCUGAAACUGGUAAGACAAGCACAAAGCAACGUGCAAUAAAAAUAUUGUGUCUCAAGGGAAAAUACUCAAAGAAAGAAAAGCGGCAGCACUUUUAUUAGUUUUGUAACAGGAAAAAGUCUUGUAUGUAGCAAAGUAGUUGCAUCUGUUUAUUUUCUAUUUAUUAUUCUGUUACAAUAGAUAAUAGUUAUAGCAGUUAUUUAUUGAUUUGUAACAACUUGUUUUUAACAAAACUUUGUAGCAUGGAAAAAAUUUUCCAUCCACAAAUACAAACAUGAAUAAAUGUAUUCAGAAUGUUGGCA